Messenger RNA from Balaenoptera acutorostrata (minke whale), 2693 nucleotides. RefSeq names its product transmembrane protein 213 (gene TMEM213). Lineage: Eukaryota; Metazoa; Chordata; Mammalia; Artiodactyla; Balaenopteridae. The coding region runs from base 53 to 439 and encodes 128 amino acids. The record is from RefSeq and is a predicted model, not a curated record. The transcript has 3 exons.
CUCGGCCAGCGUUGUUUGCAAGUUCCUGCCAGACGGGCCACACACAGGGCGCAUGGCAGGCGGCCCUCAGCUCGCCUCUGCGGGGACCGUGGUCACAGAAGCCUCUCUCCUCAGCAUGAAGCACCUCAGCUCUGCGCCCUGGGCCGCCCUGGUCCUCAGCCUGGCCUUUGCCUCUUUCCACCCGGCUUGCUUGGCAGAAGCAAGCAGCAGCAGCAACUCAACCUUGACUGUCCACCAUCCAGGCCUUGAGACCCUGGCGCAGUGCCCCAAUGUCGACUUCUGCCCACAAGCAGCCCGGUGUUGCCACACCGGAGUGGAUGAAUACGGCUGGAUUGCGGCUGCCGUUGGAUGGAGUCUCUUGUUUCUCACCCUCAUCCUGCUCUGUGUGGACAAACUGAUGAAGCUAACUCCAGAUGAGCCCAAGGACUUGCAAGCAUGACACUUAGAAUCUUUGUCCCAAGAAUGUCAAUCACCACCAAGUUGUAGGUAAUAGCAGGCAGGGAUAGCGCUAAUGUGAUUUCCAUUACUUUAAAGUUUUUUAAUCCUUUUUUGUUUGUUUUUGCUUUUGUUUUUGUUUUUAUUUUGGCCAUGCCAUGCGGCUUGUGGGAUCUUAGUUCCCCAACGAGGGAUCAAACCCAGGCUCUCGGCAGUAAAAUUCGGAGUCCUAACCACUGGACCUCCAAGGAAUUCCCAAAGUCUUUUCACCCUUAAGCUUCAGUUAAUUUUAAAAGGGAAAGAAGAAGGAAAUGGGGAUCCAAGGAAGACAAGACCAGUGCUGCUGCCAUCACACCUAAUUUCAAAAAGCACUUGGGCCCUUUAUAAUCUGAUAUCUCCCUGAUCAUCUCCUUUCUCAAGAUGGCCCCCAUGGGAAUUGCUUGUAGUUUGACCAUCGCCUUCUUCUGGCUUCCAAGGGUGUGGUACACGAGAAACAUAAGCUUCAGUCUUUCAGUCAACACAUUCGAAACAAAACUCAGAACCUUCUCACCAAAAACAAGGCGUUGUCCUUUGUCCCUUACUUCAGUCAAGGGCGUCACUGUCAUUUCAAAAUGUGAACUUCACCUUGGACACCCCCAGCUUCCUCACCCCCAUGUCCGAUGCUUCUCCAGCUCUUGUUCUUUCUCUGAUGCAUCUCCCAUGGCUGUCCUACCCAUCCUCCCUGCCGGCACCCUAGUUCUGGCCUUCACUACACCGUCCGACCAUCAUGUCAGGAAUAUUUCAUUUCAUUCUCACUGCCUUCAGGAUCUGCACCCCCAGCUGGUCACUCCCCUCAUCCCAAUGUCUUCCACUUCUCUGCUGUCAUUCCCUCUUCUAGGGUGGCUACUUCCACCUCCACCUCCAGAAUGAAGGCCAUUCCUCCAAGUCCAGCUCUAAUGCUUGCUCUGCCUGCAGCCUUCUCUGCUCGUCUUUGGGAGACCAGAAGCUGGUGGUCUUAGGGCAUUUCUGUGCUGCCCUGAGCACAGCCAUUGUGAAUGGGCCUCUUCACGCUCUGGGGCAUAAUGUUUUCCAGUGAACGGAUGAAUAAGCCAAUGAAUAAGUUCUUGCCCUAGAUGAAUUUAUGAUCAUCGCUCUGCAUUCAGAACCACUGUUUUUCUAUAGGUGGUUGACACAACUGACCUCUGGAGAAAGUACUUGGUUCCUGCUCGUUCAGGGAAUCCCUCAGGACCAGGGUGUCCCCAUGACUGUGCACUCUUCCAGUGGGAGUCGGGAGGAAAGGAGGGUGGGUUCAUGAGAAGGAAGAAAGGACACUGACUCUUUCUUUAUGAAAACAUGUCUGCCCUUUGAGAGCAAAUAUGUAUUUCGAACGGAUAAACUCUAAAUAAUCAUAAUACAGAAAGAAAAAGAAAAGUCAGAGGCCUCUGAAAUAGGAAGAAACAUUUUCUAGAGGUGGCAAAUGACCCAAAGCCGACCGAUUGCUCUUUCAGAAAGUCUGAAUAAAUUUCCCUGACCAUGGGAACUAAAGGAUUGCCUGGCACAUUGUGCUAUCUUCUGAAGAGCCAGAUGGUUUCAGAAUCUCAGUUGUUUAAUCAGUGAAACGGGAUGGAUUUAUUGUUCCUAAGGGUUAAUCAUGUGGACGCAAGUGUCUAUGUAAGCCCCGAGCGAUGUCAUGGACAUACACGUGGAUGUGUGUUCCACUUUUUUAGAAAUUGAAGGAAAGAGUUUCCACAAUACAUGAAUGGUUUAAUUCCUUUGAGAUGAAAAGAUUCAGUGUGGAGCUCACUUGGAUUUAAUAUCUGCGAACAUUUUUGAAAUAAAUCAGUGUGCAAUAGUGAUAAGAGCACGGGCUCACAAAAGAAAAGAAAAAAAAAAAAGAAGGGAAAUUAAGAUUUAUUUCUAACGAAUGUGAAUAGAAUUGACUUGUGACAUGUUGCCUUGCUGAGCUUCAACUUUCUAAGUGGAAAAUGUAAGAACUGGACCGAAUACAUGGUUGCACUAGGUUCCAAAAGCUCAGGGAGCUAUUCAAGGUGCUGCGUGAAAGUGGGUGGGCGUGAGGUCCUUCCCUGCAACUAGAGCAGCAGGGGUCUAAUCUCUUUUACACGUUUGUGGACCUCCGUGGCAAGAUUGCAUUUGCUGCCUUAAAGAACGGGCAGUCAGAGCACCAGUUGGCGCCUGGGACAACGUGUAGAUUCUUUGACUACACUGAAAUGAAUUGUGUGUAGUUGCUGCCACUGUCACAAUAAACUUUAGGCAUUUUG